GUUCAAGGAAGGAAUCAAAGCCGUGGGUGGAGAAAUUCAGCAUGAGUAUUCAUUGAUCAAGGGCUUCUCGUAAGUAAGAAAGAUGAUAUGUGACUAACAUACAGUGUCAAAUUGCCAUCGCUCCAUGUUGACUCCCUGCUGCACAAGAACGAAAACGUUGCUAGUGUGGAGGAAGAUCAGCAGGUUCACACCCAAUAAGACUUGAAUCACUUUUGAUUAGAGCCCAUGCGGCUCAAGGAUGUUUUGUAACACUGUUUCGGUGUUAUUGUUCUAUCUAUGGCUAUACCUAUUUUACAUUUUACAUAAUCACAAGAAAUGUUGACUUGACUAGAUUAAUUAAAUUAAAUGUGACUCUUCGCGAACUGUUUCCCCGCGGCGAUCGCCGGCACCUUCUCACAAUAUUUAAAUACGUAUCAGUCUCUGGGAAAUUUUUUUUGGUUUAACAGAUUCAUCUUCUGUUCAAAUAUUAAAUGGCUGACGUCGUACUAGGUGCCCAGUGGGGUGAUGAGGGAAAAGGAAAAUUAGUGGAUAUCCUCUGUGAUGACAUCGAGGUUUGUGCCAGGUGCCAAGGAGGAAACAACGCCGGCCACACCAUCGUUGUUGGAGACAAGAAGUACGACUUCCACAUGCUCCCAUCCGGACUUGUGAAUCCGAAGUGUGUCAACCUGGUGGGAUCUGGUGUUGUUGUGCACAUCCCUUCAUUUUUCGAGGAGCUGAGCAAGAUUGAGGAGCAAGGUCUCGACUGCAAAGACCGUCUUUUCUUAUCUUCCAGAGCGCACUUGGUGUUCGACUUCCACCAACGUGUUGACAAACUUAGAGAGGCGGAACUGUCCACCAAUAAGAAAUCCAUUGGUACCACCGGUAAAGGAAUCGGGCCAACUUAUGCCACCAAAGUGUCCAGAUCUGGUAUUAGAGUUCACCAUCUUGUUAGUGACGAGCCAGAUUCGUGGAACGAGUUCGAAACUAGACUGAGAAGACUUGUGGAUACUCGUUUCAAAAGAUAUGGCGAGUUCGACUUUGAUGUCGAAGCGGAGAUUGCCAAAUACAAGGAUCUGCGUGAAAAGAUCAAGCCCUUCGUGGUGGACUCGGUCCAGUUCAUGCACGAGGCUCUGAAAAAAAAGAAAAAGAUCCUUAUCGAGGGUGCAAACGCUUUGAUGUUGGACAUUGAUUUUGGAACCUAUCCUUAUGUGACAUCGUCCAAUACCGGCAUCGGAGGUGUCCUGACAGGACUUGGUAUUCCUCCUCAGAGCAUCAAGAACAUUUACGGUGUGGUUAAGGCUUACACCACCAGAGUCGGUGAAGGACCAUUUGCUACCGAACAAUUGAACGAGGUCGGCGAGAAGCUGCAGGAUAUUGGCCGCGAGUACGGAGUCACGACCGGGAGAAAGAGAAGAUGCGGAUGGCUGGAUCUUGUUGUGGUCAAGUACUCGUGUCUCAUCAAUGGAUAUACUUCCUUGAACAUUACCAAGCUAGACGUUUUGGAUACUUUCAAGGAGAUCAAGGUUGCUGUUGGAUACAGCUACAAGGGUAAAAAGCUCGAAUCGUUCCCUGAAGACUUGUACGUCCUAGAGAAAGUGGAUGUUGAUUAUGUCACUUUGCCGGGCUGGAACCAGGACAUUACCACUGUUAAGACCUACGACGCCCUGCCUGAAAAUGCCAAGAAGUAUCUUAAGUUUAUCGAGGACUUCUUGGGAGUCCCUGUCCAGUGGGUUGGAACUGGUCCAGGCAGAGACAACAUGCUGGAGAAACAAUCGUAAAGGGAAUCUAAACGCUGUCUAGAGAAUUGAUAUACGAAAAUUAAAUUUUU
Ogataea polymorpha is the source of this 1807-nucleotide messenger RNA. RefSeq lists its product as uncharacterized. The record is from RefSeq and is a predicted model, not a curated record. The transcript has a single exon. Gene Ontology annotation, biological process: IMP metabolic process; 'de novo' AMP biosynthetic process. Gene Ontology annotation, molecular function: GTP binding; adenylosuccinate synthase activity. Bases 471 to 1757 code for a protein of 428 amino acids. NCBI's taxonomy places the organism in Eukaryota, Fungi, Ascomycota, Pichiomycetes, Pichiales, Pichiaceae. Gene Ontology annotation, cellular component: cytoplasm.